Molecule: messenger RNA, 4481 nt
Organism: Stegastes partitus (bicolor damselfish)
Lineage: Eukaryota; Metazoa; Chordata; Actinopteri; Pomacentridae
Gene: rin3
Product: Ras and Rab interactor 3
Exons: 14
Coding region: 415-3681 (1088 amino acids)
Biological process (GO): vesicle-mediated transport
Cellular component (GO): cytosol; endocytic vesicle
Molecular function (GO): guanyl-nucleotide exchange factor activity; small GTPase binding
Source: RefSeq, a predicted model, not a curated record
AUGCAAAGGAAAAAAAGUAGUAAAAAUGAGAAGACUUGAACAAAUUGUUUAGGUGACUUGGUAACUUCAUAGCUCCAAAAAGAGCAGCGUUGCUAAGAUCGGCUGUACAAUCAGAACGCAUUCAUGCAUCAGACAGAAGACAGUGUGUCAUAGGCACACAAAAAAAGGCAGAGAGUAGGGGAAGUCUGACCAAAGUGCUCGACCUCUUCCUGCCUCACGAUCAGCUCAGGAAGUUGAGGCAGAAACAGAGGGGAGGGCUGACACACAGAAACAUAUUUUCCCUUUGCCUUUUAGUUUUUCCUUAUUCAGUCCUGCUCCGAUCAACAGGAGGAAGAAAAAGGGGGGCAGAGAGGAGGCGGGGUUAUAGAUGGAGCUAAGAGAAGCGCAGCAGUCAAACAGUCAAUCUGUGGAAAUAUGAUGGAGGCCAGCGUUGUUUCCCAGGACACAAGCCACACAGGCCCUCUGACAGGAGGACUCGACACUCCAUCCAUCCCCUCAUCUUCUCCGCUGCCUCCACCUUCGCUGCCCUCUCUCCCUCCAGCCCGGCCAUGUCGACCCAAACCACCACCUCCUGCACUGAAGUCCUCCCAGCUCCCCUCUCGGCCUACUUUGCCUCCAUCUGCCCCACCGUCCCUCCCCCCUCCCCUCCCUCCCGUCCCUGCUCCAUCUCCCUCUCAAUCGUCCAACCCUCUCCUCCCAUCUCUUCCUCCCCCUCUCUCUCCUAUUCUGGUCUCUCCUUCCCCACUGCUCUCUCCACAGCCCACCAUCUCCUCUGAUCUGACUCCCUCCUCUCCUCUUCCCCCUCCAUUAUCUCCUUCAGUCUCAUCCUCCUCUUCCUUGCCACUCUCUCCUCCACCUCCCCCUGUGAUCCCCCCAUCCUCACCAGCACCUCCAUUGCUGAGUUCUAUAGAUAAGCUGGUUGGGAGCACCUCUGUGUGGCAGCCCAAAGGACUCAACCAAGACCAAACCACUAGUAUACUGGAGAAAGAGACAGCUGGGGCAUUCCUGGUUCACAGUACAGAGGACAAGACCACAAUGAUAUCAGUACGCCUGCCUGACGAGCACGGAACACAGCUCGUACACAACCUGCUGGUCAAACAUCACAAGACAUUUGUCCACUUAGAUGGUUCCUCUCUGGUUUUUGAUGACAUCGUAAAACUAAUCUCCUUCCACUGUGCUAGCAGGGACAUCCUGUCUGUACCACUGAGGUUACCCCAGGCCAUUACCACGGCAACUAAGAGAGAGGAGCUGGAGGUCAUCUCUGCUAUGGGUGCAGAUUUCUGGUCAUCUGACCUGAACCAUCCAGCUAAGGACCGGGACCUGGUUUUGGAUCAGAGCCACACCACUCAGCCUAGUAUGUACUUGUAUGUCAACCCAGUCAUAGUGGAGGAGAGGCCCGACAAAGACCUGAACACUCCUUCUACCUCCAAACCUGAUGCCACAACCAUUCCAAACAUCACCUCCUCCCUGCAGAAUGGAGAAGCCUCACCCAAAGUCACCCCUCAGGUCAAAGGUCACACCAAAACCACAUCCAACCCGGAGAUUAAGUACAAGCGCCCCCCACCUCGACCCCCCAGCCUGGGCUCGGGGUCCGGGAUGGGCCUCCUCUUCUCCUCUCCCCCCUCAGUGCAAACGUUAUCUUCUGCAACUCCAGAAGCUGAGAAAAAAGAGGAAGGAAGGGGAGGAGUAGGGGAAAGAGAAGAGAGGAAGUCAGUGUCAACAUCACCUCCUCCGUUGAGGCCUCCUGUCCCCCCGCAGAGCCGAGCUGCUCCCCCUCUACCUCCUGCUCCUCUCCGUCGCACCUCUUCCAGGAAAAGCACUGACCGAGAGGUAGGAGAGGGGACGGAGAGAGAGAAGGGACAAAAUCCUGCAAAGAAAACUGAGAGAGAGGGGGGAGGAGAGAGAGGAAAGGAGAAAAUGGGAAGUAAACCAGGUCUGCUGGGUGCCCAAGAGAACAGUAGUCAACAGCAAGAGGAGGAGGUAGACAAGGACGGAGGAAAGAGAAGGAGAGAUGAUGAGAAGGAGGAAAAAGAGGUGAAAAUUGAGAGGGAGGACAAACAAAAAUCUAGCCCCCAGUGCCCGCCGCUGGGAAAGAAACCCUCCCGUCCAGUCCCUCCUCCAAGGACCAAACCUUUUUCCCCAGAGUCACCUGCAGGCGCCAGCCAGGCAGGAGGAGGAUUAGCCAGUCAGAGAAUGCCCCCUCCACCUGCCGCAAGGCGGCCGGAUGUGUCAUUGUACUCACCACAGGGGGGCGCUGUGCUGGCAACGGACCCUGACUCCUGCUCUGCCAGCAGCACAGAGGAGGAGGCUGAGCUGAACCAGGAACAGGAGCAAAACAAUCGCAUUGCAGAGAGCCGCAGUCCCAAAGCAGCAGUGAGGAGAACCCCUACCACCGUAAUGUUGGACCGAGCUCGCUACCGCCUGUCCACCGUCCUCACCGGACUCAUCAGCCAUGACCGCCGCCUCACACAGCGCAUUGUAGAGAUGGCCAGGGACCCUCUGAGCUACUUUGGUAACCUAGUCAAAGAGCACCGUGCUUUCACCUUGGAGACAAUGUCAAACCACCCUUCCUCCACUGAGCUGCUACAGGAGAUCAGACAGAUGAUGACUCAACUGAAGAGUUACCUGCUGCAGAGUACAGAGCUGCAGGCCAUGCUGGAGCCACAACAUCAGUACACACAGGACAAACUGGAGAGCAUUGCAGAAGCUGCUCUGUGUAAGAGUGUACUGAAGCCACUGAGGGAACCGAUCUACCAGUGUCUGGAGAAACUGCACGCCAAUGACAGCAGCCUGAAACAACUGGCACAGAACCAGUCUGUUGUCUUGGGCAGCACCACUACAGCAUUAGGAGUAACCACUGCAGUCCCUGAGGCCUCUGCCAUGGAGAAGAUCAGCAUCAAACUGAACAAUCUCCACCUGGAGUAUUCUCCUCAGAAGAAGAUUGAGAUGCUGCUGAAGGCCUGCAAGAUCAUUUAUGACUCCAUGUCUGUCAGCAGUCCAGGGCGGGCCCAUGGCGCUGAUGACUUCCUGCCUGUAAUGAUGUAUGUCCUGGCUAGAUCCAAUCUGUCUGCCUUGCAGCUGGAUGUUGAAUAUAUGAUGGAGUUGAUGGACCCGUCAUUAACACUAGGAGAAGGUUCCUAUUACCUGACCACCACCUAUGGGGCACUGGAGCACAUUAAGACUUUUGACCAGCAGAGGUCAGCAACACGGCAGCUCAGCAGAGAGGUGCAGGACUCCAUUCACCGCUGGGAGAGAAGACGCACACUCAACCAAGAACGCAUGGCCCAAGGAUCUGUUCGGGACUUCCUGACAGUGUGCUGUCCUGAGAUUGGAGAAAACCCAAAAACAUUGGGUGUCCUACCCACAACAACAAUUGAACAGCUAGCUGAGCAGUGUGCUGCACGCUUCGAGCAAGAGUCCUACAUGCUCAGUGUGUAUAUGGAUGAUGUUCAUCAGCCCAUGGCUCCUACAGAACUGGCCCUCAGUGUCAAGAACAGCUGCCAACCAGGAGCCUACUGCUUCGUCUAUCACCCAAUCGGCAAAUCCAACUUCCAGCCCAGCCGCAGCUGCCCCACUGACCCUCCUCCAGCUCCACCUGCACAAAGCUUCUUCCCAGCUGACAUGGCAGCUGACGGUACUGUAGAGCCAGAGGCGGAAGAGGAGAGCCUGAUUAGCUUGUAACUGCCCUAGCAUCACAGUGGCAGCUUCUGCAUCGCCAUGGUAACUACAUUCCAGUGGCCGACAGCGUUAUUGUGGUGCGCACAUCUACACGGUAGUGAUACAAAAGCAAAAAUUUAAGAAUGUGUUUUAAUCUCAGGUCUCACUUGAAAUGUUGAUCUAAAAAAACACAAACACAAAACAAGUACAACUGAUGUGAACUGCUGCGUGCAGGGUGACAUAAUAUACCUUAUGUGAUGAAGCACAUAAUUUUAUAUGAGCUUAACUGUCUGACUGCUCUGAUGCUACAUGCUACACAUACAACAACAAAAAGCAGUGACUAAUUAAAAGGAGACAAAGAAGACAUAACAGACUUAUUUUGUAUCUAAACAUGGGGUCUGGAACCCCAGGGACUGCAGGAGGAGGUGGUUUUAUAGAAUGUAAAAUACGUGUAUUGCUAACAUACAUAUAUAUAAUCUUGUUUGUAUUGUUUACACUUUAGUAUACUUGAUGCUACUGUCUCUGAUGUUCAAGCUUUCUGCUUCAAACAGUACUGGACCAUAAAAUGACUGUUUUACUUGUUAACAGGAUGAACCUAUAAUUUCUACAUAAAAGUCCACCACAUUUCCAUCCGUUUUACUUUGUGAAAAGCAGAUGCUUGAACACCUUCAAUGGGAAAAAGCCUUUGCAACAGUAUGUAUUUAAAGCACAGGUUUGACAGCAGCUAUAUGGACCAAAAUCCCCAGUAAGCAUCAUGAAGUUUUAUUGCACACUCAUUUUCUAUACUGACCUUUUUGUAAAUAAACACCAUGUUGCAACUUGUU